CUUUACAGAGACAUGCUUAUUUACAAUGACAGAUUCACAGUCACCGUAGAUCCAGGCUUAUUCUCUGUUUUUUUAGUAUAAUUGAACAAUCUAAAUUUACUGUUUUUAAAAUACAGGACUAUAACUGCAGGGUUGGAAAUGUCUUCCAGUGAUGAGAAGCUGAGAGAUGAAGAAAGUGGGAGUCUUACAAAAAGCAAAAAGAAUCAAAAGGGAGGGAAAGGAGAAGAUGCUUGGAGGCCAAAAGGACCCAAAGACCCAUUUGCCAUGCUGGACAGUCUGCCGGAGAAAAAACAGCAAGAGAUCCAGAGAGCCCUUCAUCUCUUUUGGGGGGGGCAAAAUCUGCCUAAGACCUUGCAACAGGCCAAAAAACACACCUACCGCUUCUGGGACACACAACCUGUUCCCAAACUGGGUGACAGUCCUACUACUCAUGGUCCAAUUGCAGAGGGUGAAACCAGUUGUCGAAAUGAGCCCUACUCACUACCUCAGGGUUUCUCCUGGGAUACUCUGGACCUGAGCAGCCCUCUUGUGCUGAAAGAGCUUUGCUGUCUAUUAAAUGAGAACUAUAUGGAAGAAGAUGACAACACCAUCAGAUUUGAUUUCUCUCCGGAGUAUCUGCAAUGGGCUUUCCAACCUCCAAAUUGGCUGCUUCAGUGGAACUGUGGUGUGAGAGUAGACACCAAUAAGAAGUUAGUCGGCUUCAUCGCUGCCAUUCCUGCAGAAGCUCGCAUUUAUGAGACGAAGAAGCAGAUAGUGCAGGUCAAAUUCCUUUGUGUUCACAAGAAGCUGCGCCUCAAACGGAUGACUCCAGUUCUGAUCCGAGAACUCACCCGGCGUGUCAACCAGGAGGGUGUCUACCAGGCGGUCUACACAGCUGACGUAAUACUUCCUACACCACUAAGCUCCUGCAGUCAGUGGCAUCGCCCUCUGAAUCCCCGUAAGCUGAUGGAGGUCAACUACCCAGGUUUAAGACUGAACAUGAACCUGCAGAGAGCUCUGAAAGUCAACCGCUUGCCAAAGGUGACAAAAGUGCAAGGUCUGCGUCCUAUGACCAGGGAAGAUACCCCAGGAAUCUAUUUGCUACUCCAGAAAAACUUCUGCAAGUUUCACCUCAGCCCUCUCUUAUCUCUGCCAGAAGUGGAGCACUGGUUGUUGCCAAAGGAAAAUAUGAUUUACACCUAUGUGGUGGAGGGUGAUGAUGGCACUCUGACAGAUGUGGUGAGUUUCUAUAGCAUCUCCUCCAGGGUGCUAAAUCACCCCGUCCACACUGGUCUUAGAGCAGCUCAUCUUCUUUAUGUUGCCACGACUACCACAGAUCUGACAGAACUCAUGGAGGACACGUUGGUCUUGGCUAAAUCUAAUGGUUUUGACAUCUUCUCUGCUCUCAAUGUGAUGGAUAACAUGACUUUUUUGGAAAAGCUCAAGUUUACUGUCAGUGACAAGAUCGUCCAUUACUAUCUGUACAACUGGAUGUGCCCUCCCAUCAGCCCAGACAAGAUCGGCUUGGUGUUACCUAACUAACUUGAAGUGCUGAAGAUGAACAGACCAGAGGAACUUGCAGGACAGAGGAUGUGAACAUUAAUGAACAUAAAAGUUAUAAACUAAAAAACAAAUUAAGAAAAAAAAUGGUUUUUACAAUCACCUUAAUGGCUGUUAAGUGUCCCACCAUUUGUUUUAUCAUGAGAGUGUUGGGUAAACAGAUUAAAGCAGUUCACCUUGUGCA
Molecule: messenger RNA, 1723 nt
Organism: Melanotaenia boesemani (Boeseman's rainbowfish)
Lineage: Eukaryota; Metazoa; Chordata; Actinopteri; Atheriniformes; Melanotaeniidae
Product: glycylpeptide N-tetradecanoyltransferase 2-like
Exons: 11
Coding region: 139-1521 (460 amino acids)
Biological process (GO): N-terminal peptidyl-glycine N-myristoylation
Cellular component (GO): cytoplasm
Molecular function (GO): glycylpeptide N-tetradecanoyltransferase activity
Source: RefSeq, a predicted model, not a curated record